Cucurbita pepo subsp. pepo (vegetable marrow) is the source of this 594-nucleotide messenger RNA. NCBI's taxonomy places the organism in Eukaryota, Viridiplantae, Streptophyta, Magnoliopsida, Cucurbitales, Cucurbitaceae. The record is from RefSeq and is a predicted model, not a curated record.
AUGGUGUCUAAUCCAGCCGCUGGGGCCGGCGGAAGGGGUGCAGUCUCAGGUGCAGGUUGCGGCGUCGGUGGAGGUUGUGGUGGUAGUGCAGCUUGUGGUGGCGAUGCAGCUUGUGGUAGCGUGACUUGUGGCGGCGCAACUUUUGGUGAUGCAGUUGCAUCCAUCCUAGUCUCUAAUCCUUUUCGAGGUUACGAAAUGUUGGCUAGUUGGGUGACCAUCAUAGUGUGUAUCAUGGCCUGGAGAGACUCCCACAUUAGUCUAGUGAUGGUGUCUAGUCCAGCCGCUGGGGCCGCCAGAAGGGGUGCAGUCUCAGGUGCAGGUUGCGGCGUCGGUGGAGGUUGUGGUGGUAGUGCAGCUUGUGGUGGCGAUGCAGCUUGUGGUAGCGCGACUUGUGGCGGCGCAACUUUUGGUGAUGCAGCUGCAUCCAUCCUAGUCUCUAAUCCUUUUCGAGGUGGGCUCUCUUCAGCCUCACCUCACCUUCUACCUCUAAUAGGGGAGUCCCUUCCUCGUCUUCCUCUUCCGCGUCCGCAUCCUCUGGGCGGCAUGGUUCUAGAAACCAAGAUAAUAUUUCUCAUCUUUAUGACACAACCAUAG